Messenger RNA from Odontomachus brunneus, 3280 nucleotides. RefSeq lists its product as uncharacterized. NCBI's taxonomy places the organism in Eukaryota, Metazoa, Arthropoda, Insecta, Hymenoptera, Formicidae. The record is from RefSeq and is a predicted model, not a curated record. Bases 1313 to 3238 code for a protein of 641 amino acids. The transcript has 4 exons.
GAGAGAGAGAGAGAGAGAGAGAGAGAAAAAGAACGUGUGGAGAUAAAAUAUUUCUAUCUCUUUAAGUUACAUCAAGAUGGUUUGGAAGUGCUGCGUACUGAGUGCAAAGGGUGUAUAUCAGUUGGACACGGGGCAAUUGGACACAGUCCAAUCACAAGUCGCUGUUCCAAGGGACCCUACAAAUGUCUCUAAUCACACGGUGCUGUGAUUGGCUGUGUCCAAAUGCACCGUGUCCAAAUGCACCGCUCCUGAGUGCAAGUCUUUAUGGGAAAUGCCAGUCCAUCGUUUUUCUGUGGAUCCUGCCAGGAUAGAAGGUGCACCUAAGGAAACAUUGGUGAAAUUAAAAAUUUGUACGGAACAUUUUUCUGAAGAUAUGGUACUGCCUUAUGGGCGUAGCCGAAGCUUAACCGAUAAUGCAGUACCAAAUUUAAAUUUGCCUUUAGAAAUUGUUGAGUUGUUUAGAAAAUGAUAAUAUAGUUGUAAACGAAAAUUUUGAUGAGCAUAUGAAUUUAGUGGAAAAUGUUUCGGACAAUUCUGAUUUUGUGCCACUGAUGAUAGCUUCAUAUUGUUUUCACUAGAACAGUGUUUGAAAGACGUCGUCUCAAAUGUUGAAAUAGAUGAUGUCAUUCGCAAGGACACUUGUAUUGAUGAACCGCUUGAAUUAUUUUCGGAUUAUGUCAUUAACGAAGAUGUAUUGGUUACCUCAUUAUCAGAACAUUCAACGAAAAUUAUAGAUUUUAUUUUAAAACAAGUUCAUUAUUGUUCUGAAUGCAAUGAAUCUUUUAAAAAUAGUGAAUUUCUUGUUUGCGCGCAACAAGUAGUAAGUAGAAUUAAUAAAUUAUUAAAAAAUAGAAGUCACAGACGAAAUCUUUUACAUAUAAUUUUACAACAUUUUGAAGAAUUUAAUGUUAAUAUUAGUUGGCAUGAAUGCACCGAGCAUCAUGCUAACAUAUUUCAAAUAAUGGUGCGUGAAAUUGCUGUUCGAACAAUACAGUAGUGGUGUGAACGUAAAAAUAACAUUAAUAACGAUUAUAACGUUAAUUUAGUGCAAUGCGAAGCGAGAGAAAAUAUUGUACAAAUAAAACGUAUGCGUACGUCAUGGUCGUGGUUAUCGUGCGUGGUCAGAUAAGAUCUUGCCUUAGAUGGCUGCGCAAUGAGAAAUGACUUAUCGAUCGACGUCGAAAUCGUCAAAUAGACGUCGAUUCGACGUCUUUUCGACGUCGAUCGAUAAGUUAUUUUUCUCACUGGGUAGGUCAGAUACGAUCUUGCCUUAGUGAAGGUUGAAUCGAAAAAAAUUAAAGAUCGCGCGUAGAUGAAAGACGCAAAAACCGUUGAUAAUGUCCGUAUCGCGAUAAUAGCCCAGAGGAUAAAAGCAAUUCUGUCCUUGCCGUACAGUCGUCUUGCGACAGCCAUCCGGAUUAGUCCACGGAAUUGGAUACAGUCCUUUGAGCCAUUGCAACGGACGAAUUACGACGAGAUGAGCAAUCAUCCGGAACAUAGACUUGCUGUGCACAAACAUCAGCACUUGCACAACGACGACCACUACGACGAAAAAGCCAGUAGACAAUAUAGCUCCCGUAAAAUAGCGAAUAAUGGCGGUCAUGGAGGAGCUACCGCCGCAGAUGACAACGAUGCGAAAAACCAGCGUUAUCGUCAAGAUUAUCGCAGUCACAACGACCGGAAGGAGAAGAGUGUCGAUAACUCACAAGAUCUCAGACCACAGCAGCAACUGUCGUUUAGAGUUCCAACAAUUUCGAAUCAAACUCAUCGGAUCGACACCGCCACCAGCAGAGGGCAGAAACGUGGUGCGACCUACGAGAAUGAGCGGAGAUUUGACUCAAUUUUUCAUCGCAGCGCCAACGAAUUCGAUGGAAUGCACAGUUCUCAAAAGAAUUCGAAAAUUGAGGCACGCGAUUAUGCAAAGCAGAUUGACUCGAGCCGCCCGACGGAAGACAAAGGAAGCAAUCGCUUGCAUUUUUCGACGGAGUACACGCGAACGAACACAACGUUCUUUGAAGGUGAGACUGCCACAGCUCAACAACCGCAUCCGUCGUCGUCGUCGACUUUAUUACCACCAUCACAUAGAAUGGCAGUAGAUGUCAAUACCAGCGACACCGUCAUUGGCGAUGGUGGUAACCACAGCAGCAGCAACAAUGGCGACGCAAGUACCACUGCUCAGAGCAAUAAAGAGCAUAUCGCUAGUUUGAAAAACAUGUUUAUCAACAUGAACGCCAAUGGGAUCGAAAAUGUGGCGAAUAAAAUUGCAUCUAACCAAUUGCACGCUAUACCAAUGCAAUCCGUACAUUUGUACGGAUCCGACAAACUAUACGUCAAUUAUUGCUGGUCGUUGAUUAGUCGUUUAGACGUGAAGCUGUGCUUCAAAUAUUUCAAACUCAAAAACUCCGAAGAUAUGAAGUAUUUAGACGAACUGGUGUCGCAGAUAAUGGCAUCUCUGUCAAAUCUACACAACUUUUUGAAACGCGUGAACAUCGAUAGGAAAUUUAAGCUCAACGAAAACGUUGUGAAGAAAUAUGUCUUCGAAGACGGUGAAUCGCAAAACGUGCAGUUCGAUAAGGUGGCACCAUCCGAAAACGAGUGGAUCAAGCAUAUGAUGAUGUUGAUUCGCGAAUUUGAUUAUAAUCUAUGCAUUUUGUGUAAGUUGAUGGUGUCUGAUGAUAAAGUAUUGGAAGAUCUUGAAAAUGAUAUUUUUUGUAGCAUAAAUAAUAUUCUGCACGAUCAACACCUGGACUAUUUGGAAUCCAAAGUGUUUCAAAACAUCUCGGAACUUCAGCAUGGCAACGACCGCGGUAUAGCAGCAGCAGAGACCGCGGCUAAUACAGUAAAAUUACGCGGUCUGUUCUUCGUGUCGCUGCGGAAGGACAUAUCGAUGAAGUGGAUCGAUAUGAAUUAUCAGUUGAGAGAAGUCUUGAAAAAGUAUAUGCAUAAAGAGUUCGAUGCAAAAAUGACACAAGUAUGUGCACAAAUGGCCAAGAAAACGACGGAGAUUCACGUGAAUAUUUCGAUGUCCAAGAAUGCCAAACAUUUUUGCAUCUUGUCAAAACGUACACCCACGAAUCGUUUUAUGUCGACGUUCACGGGCAACAACGACGACGGCGAUGGUCUCUUGGCUCUGGUGCAGUUAGAUUCUAUGAAUUUGGAUUACACCAAAAAUACUAUUACUUUCAAGGCAUUGGUGUUAAAUACCAUAUCCGCAAACGAUUUCAAAUAUAAACAAUGAGUCGCGUCCGGCGAAUGUCAAUAAAAAGACACAUGUAAUCAA